Molecule: messenger RNA, 2046 nt
Organism: Elaeis guineensis (African oil palm)
Lineage: Eukaryota; Viridiplantae; Streptophyta; Magnoliopsida; Arecales; Arecaceae
Product: diacylglycerol kinase 4
Biological process (GO): phospholipase C-activating G protein-coupled receptor signaling pathway
Cellular component (GO): membrane
Molecular function (GO): ATP-dependent diacylglycerol kinase activity
Source: RefSeq, a predicted model, not a curated record
CCUUUGUUCUCAAUUUUUCAAUUUAUUUUUCCCAAAAACGAAGGAAGAAGUUCUAUUUCUUCUCAAGAAAAGAAAAAGAAUGUAGAUAAUCUUGGAAAUUGUAAUCCCUCCAUCCCAGAAAUGAUUUGACUUGAUUUUCUUGCCCCAUUUGAUCGAUUUCUUGCUCGCUUCUUCGGGAUGUCGAGAUCGUCGUUCAGCGAGCCGGAGUCGCCGGCGGCGUCGGUGGAGGGGGAGACGACGAUGACGAGGACGUCGUCGUCGGCGUCGGCGUCCUCGAUGGCGUCGCUUGUGGAGUCGGUCAGGGCGUGCGGGAGCUCGGGGGCGAGGCUCGACAAGGAGUACCUCCGCCGGAGGAUCACCAUCCCCCACCGCCUGCUGGCCGCCAUUGCCGAGGCCAUCCGGUCCAGGGACGCCGGAACCACCGCCGCGGCGGCGGCGGUGGAGGAGGUGGGAGCGGACGGCCCUUGCCUCGGGAACGACGACGUGCCGGAGGCGCCCAUGGUCGUCUUCGUCAACUCCCGCAGUGGCGGCCGCCACGGCCUCGUCCUCAAGAACCGCCUACAGGAGUUGAUGGGCGAGGAACAGGUUUUUGAUCUUUCAAUGGUGAAGCCUUCUGAAUUCAUUCAGUAUGGUUUAGCUUGCCUGGAGAAGCUGGCUGAUCUUGGUGACUUUUGUGCAAAGGAAACUCGGGAAAAGUUGAGAAUCAUGGUUGCGGGAGGAGAUGGUACAGUAGGAUGGGUGUUAGGCUGUCUUGGGGAACUUUUUGUGCAGAGCAGAGAGCCAGUUCCUCCUAUUGGCAUCAUUCCUCUUGGAACAGGAAAUGACCUUUCUAGGAGCUUUGGUUGGGGUGGUUCAUUUCCUUUUGCAUGGAGGUCAGCUGUGAAACGUUCUCUCAAUAAAGCUAUUUCUGGUCCAGUUUGCCGACUUGAUAGUUGGCAUAUCCUUGUUUCGAUGCCAGAAGGAGAAGUGAUAGAACCGCCACACUCUCUGAGGUAUCUAGGAGAGUCCACUUAUACUCAGGAUGGAGAUAUUGAAGGGGAGGUACCUGAGAAGGUUUCAUGCUUGGAGGGAGUCUUCUAUAACUAUUUUAGCAUAGGAAUGGAUGCUCAAGUUGCUUAUGGCUUCCAUCAUUUACGAGAUGAAAGACCAUAUCUUGCACAAGGUCCAAUAACAAACAAGUUGAUCUACACUGGAUAUUCUUGCAAGCAAGGGUGGUUCUUUACACCUUGUAUGAGCGAUCCAAGCUUAAGGGGACUCAGAAACAUUCUGCGGUUAUCUAUUAAAAAGGUUAACUGUUCAGAGUGGGAGCAAAUUCCCGUCCCUCCAAGUGUUAGGGCAAUAGUUGCCUUGAAUCUUCACAGCUAUGGGAGUGGAAGGAAUCCAUGGGGUAAUCUGAAACCUGAAUAUUUAGAAAAGAGAGGCUUUGUUGAGGCCCAAGUUGAUGAUGGUUUACUUGAAAUCUUUGGUCUAAAACAAGGCUGGCAUGCUUCACUUGUUAUGGUUGAACUCAUAUCAGCUAAACACAUUGCUCAGGCUGCCGCAAUUAGGUUGGAAAUAAGAGGUGGUCAGUGGAGAGAUGCUUACAUGCAAAUGGAUGGGGAGCCAUGGAAACAACCAAUGAGCACAGAGUAUUCGAGUUUCGUGGAAAUAAAAAGGGUGCCAUUUCAGUCACUCAUAAUAAGUGCGAGUGAUUACAAUGAUUUAUUGGAUAAGGGAACUUGGCUCAGAGGGUGGCAUCUUUAAAGCAGAAAAAGUUCAUUUGCAAGAUCCUUUUAUUUUUCUUUUUGUCAGGGAACUUGGCUCAGAGGGUGGCAUCUUUAAAGCGGAAAAAGUUCAUUUGGAAAUAUGCACGAUGUCUCUUCACUUACAUUCUGUUGGCCCUUGAGUUUGGACAAUGAGGGCUUGUCAAUUGUGAUGAGUGGGAGUAGAUGCCUACAUGUCUGUCUAUAUCUUGCUUUCCACCCAUUCAUAAGGUUGAUCUUUAACCAGUUUGAACCAAAGAGAUUGAUAUAAUGGAGAAGUGGCUCUUAAAACUUUCACGCUAAA